Molecule: messenger RNA, 1396 nt
Organism: Gryllus bimaculatus (two-spotted cricket)
Lineage: Eukaryota; Metazoa; Arthropoda; Insecta; Orthoptera; Gryllidae
Source: the annotation of a GenBank genome assembly
AAGGACCAGAAAUGAACUUCAAUUUCACAGAUCCUUACUUUAAUUAGAGGCAUUGUGGUAUUCAGAAUAUCGUGGGGUGUCAAGUCGAAUUCUCAUUGCUUACAUGCCAUGGAAUGCACCGUGAAUGAUGCAUAUGAAUUCACUAUGAGCUUGAAGUACUGUAAUAAAAAAAAUAGAACACAUCGUGAAAACUGAUUGACGAGAUUUCAGUGAAGAUCUGACAUCGUAUCGCUCAUCGUAACAUUUUCCUAGUCUGCUGCUUCGAGGGGCGCCCCUGGCAGCCAAAUGGUGAAGCUAGCACACAGCUGAAGGGCCUCCAUAUUGCAAGCGAUUGUGUACAAACAAUUGCGCUCUUGUCAGUGUGAUAUCUUGUAAGGAAGGAUACCAUCUUUACCCGAAGUCAUGUGAAACAUUCUUUGCAAUUGCGUGGACAAAGUGGUAUGGUCAGAGGCUUUUGUACUGAUCGUGUACUGUUUUAAAUGUGAAAGGGUCGAUGCCGAUAGGUUAUUGCUGACAAGUUAACGGCAUAUCAAGGUCGCAGCAAAAGAGCCCAUUUAACAAAUUUGUCAUGUCGUUGUCAAAUGUCAUCCUACUUAGCCAAAUCGCCGGCUAUGCUAUCGCGUUGAUUUUGUCAUUGUGCAUUACGGUUCCUAUGAGUUUACAUCAAGAUGAAUUCAGAGGCCAUUGCCUUCUGUUUUCUACUGGUGAGUGGAGAGAGGAUGAUGGACAGUUCCUUGUAAAGUGGGCCUCCCAGAUCUAUUGCAAUUAUGUCAUCUUCGUGGGUGUUGUUUUAUUUCUCGCAGCAGCCGUGCAAUUGUAUCGAAUGGCCAUGUUUUUGCACAAAGGAACCGACAGCUCAUUUGUGUCGGCAUUUGUGGAUGUGAUCGGCAACAUCUGGCUGUCAGUGGCCUCUUUAAUUGCUGCCCUCAUGGUCACUCUUGGUUUCCUCACAUGGUGCGAGGACAUGACUGAAAGAUUUCCUUCAAGCUGGUUGUUGCAGGUUCCAAAAGUGUGUGCCUUUGGUUACCCCAGGUGGGCUCGUGGGCUUGGAAGAUUCAAGACAAAUGGUGCUUUGUGUUACAGGUGUGAGGUGGCAGCAGGCAAGCAGAUUGACGAGAAAGAUGGCAUCGACACCACCCACUUCUAUAUUGAGAUGGGAACUGCUCAGUUUGGCACUUGGGCUUCCUUUGCCAUAUGGGUGGGGCUGUCGGUAUGCGCCCUCCUGAAGCUGUGUCGCUAUCACCAAUUGCAGAACCUUAGAGCAUCCAUGUAUCGUGAGCGCCAGAAGCUCAUCAAUGGAGGAGGACCUACAUCCUCUACAAGCACCACAAACGUACCGACGAAUGGUGAAGUUAAUGUGGAAGCAGACGAGAAAGGGCCACAGGACACAGAGUGA